This is a messenger RNA of Oryza brachyantha (malo sina), 918 nucleotides long. RefSeq names its product glycine-rich cell wall structural protein 2-like. The record is from RefSeq and is a predicted model, not a curated record. Lineage: Eukaryota; Viridiplantae; Streptophyta; Magnoliopsida; Poales; Poaceae. The transcript has a single exon. The coding region runs from base 39 to 719 and encodes 226 amino acids.
CUACUCACUAAAGUAGCUAGCAAAGCUCAGAGUCAAAGAUGGCUACUACUAAGCAUUUGGCUCUUGGCAUCCUUGUCCUCCUUAGCAUUGGCAUGACUACCAGUGCUAGGACACUCCUAGGUUAUGGACCUGGCGGAGGAGGUGGAGGCGGUGGUAGUGGCGGAGGAGGCGGCGGCGGUAACGGUGGCUCUGGAUAUGGUUAUGGGUCUGGGUAUGGUGAGGGAGGUGGUAGUGGAGGUGCUCCUGGUGGCGGGUAUGGGCGUGGUGGUGGUGGCGGCGGCGGUGGUGGUGAGGGUGGCGGUGCAGGCUCUGGCUAUGGGUCUGGGCAAGGCUCUGGCUAUGGGGCAUGCACUGGUGGUGCUGGAGGGUAUGGUAGUGGAGGAGGCGGUGGAGGUGGUGGUGGCCAAGGAGGCGGUGCUGGUGGCUAUGGGCAUGGGUCUGGCUCUGGCUAUGGCUCUGGCUAUGGCUCUGGUGCUGGAGGUGCUGGCGGUGGUGGCGGACAAGGUGGCGGCGGUGGAGGGGGCGGUGGCCAAGGUGGCGGCUAUGGUAGCGGCUCCGGCUAUGGCUCCGGAAGUGGAUAUGGGCAAGGUGGUGCUCAUGGUGGAGGCUAUGGAAGUGGUGGUGGUGGUGGCGGUGGUGGAGGCCAAGGUGGAGGUUCCGGCUAUGGCUCAGGCUCUGGAUAUGGCUCUGGUUUUGGCGGAGGCAAUGGACAUCACUAAGCUCAUUUUCUCUAUCAGCUACGAUAGCCUAUUGGUAUACAUGAAGCGUGAUCAGUGAUGAGUUUCUCUCACUGCUUUAAAAGUUAAACAGUUUGUCCGAUUGUAACGGUAGCACUGUACACUGGCUUGUCAUUUGAUCACAUAAGUUGGCAAAGCCUAGUAAAUAAAACGAUCUUUUUACUAAGGUCAUACUUCUGUA